GGAAAUUUCCCUGUAAGGUCUAUGGCCAAUCCGCCCCUGCCUGUACCCCUCAGCUAGGAAUUACAGAUGGCAUUGCAAGAAAAAUAUCAUCAGCCUUCGAUUCUGCAGAGAGAGACUCUGGACAGAUAGAGGUCACUGCAGGUUAAAAACCGGCUCGGCAAGAAAAAUCUCUGGGCGUGUAGUCAUUAACCUACAUUGAAAAAGCGCCUCUCCAGUAACCCCUAACCCCCCCCCAGUGCUGGGUCAUGGAGACUCCACCUGCACGUCACAGGCACACCUCUACGAGCUGAGGCUUCAGGCUGCCACAAGGAAGUUGUCUUCUCAUAUCCAGGAGCUGCCGGGCUCAGCUGCUCACCAUGAUUUACAUCUAGAGACUUCACUGAUCGCAGCUUCAGGAACUUUCCAUCCGGUUUACCCCAUGAGGGACAAUGAAGGAUGGCAGUGAUGGGAUUACUGGAUGCAGAGAUGACGGGGAGACAUCUACCACGGACAAUGUCCGCUCAGAGAACGGGCCUGGUGGACCCCUAGGUCUACACAAAGACCCAGAUGACUCUUCUCCCGAGGCCGUCAAUUCAUGGGGAGACUUUGAGAGCUUUAAUGAGUUCACUCCACAGUCUGAACAACUGCACUAUAAAAAUGGACCAUUGGAUGAGAGCCUGUUUGUCGCAGCCAUGCCGGAUGGAGAGGACUGCGCUGACCAGACAGAUGGAGACGAUCAGUGGGAUGCAUUUAAUCUAGGAAAUGAGAACAGACAGGAAUGUGAACGGAUAUUCAGGUUGAGCUUUCCAGCCGUUCCUGUAGAAGAUACAAAUGAAGAUGUGAAAAGCUUGGCAGAGCUGCUGACGUCAUCUAAUGAGAACAUGUCCAAUUUAAUAAGGACCCGAUUAUGGCUGGAAUGUGACCCUUCGUGGCAAACUGGUGAUGGCAAAUCCACCAAAUCUGGAUGCGAGUGGCAAAAUACCAAGGGAUGCAGAGACCUCACGAUGUUGCUGGGAUCAACUCCUGAAAACUCAUCUGUCGACAGAGGAAAAAGCGAAGAUGCCUUAACGGAUACAGAACAAUUCUAUGUUAAUGAAAGCACGCCCCCUGCUGGCAAUAAAUACCUAAUACAGACUAAGUUGGAUGUUGCUCCGGGAUCCACGAGCGGUCACAUUUUUUCGUAUCAGUUGGUUCUUAAAAAGUCACAGAGUGAUGCACCUUUGCCUUUUCUCACUUUUUCAGGAAAAAGGAGUUUUUUUUAGCACAAACCAUUUGCACACCAGUAUUUAGGCAUUCGUCUGUAUAUGAUGAGGUUAUUCUGUUAUUUAAAUAGGGGUUUUUAGCUUUUGCACAAGAAAAAUCUAAUAUUUAUACUAAACAUUUUGAGGAGAUAUUUAACUUAUUGCACUGUAUAUUCCACCGAUGACAUUUCUGAAUGCACUUGUGUGUGGCCUAAGAAUGUAUGCAGCUUAUUGUACCACAGCAAGAUGUUUAGCGGCACCUAAUGGGGUAUUCUGGUUAUAUUAAGUUAUCCCCUAGCCACAGGAAUAGCCGAGCGUUGUACUCAGCUAUCUCUGGAAUUCCCAUAGAAGUGAAUGGAGCAGCUGCAUGCAUGUCUGACCAGACACUAAUUUCAGGCUUCUCCAUGGGGUACAGGACCUGUGUUCUCAUGUUUGGUGGGAGUCCUACUGCUGGGAUCUAAUAGUUAUCCCCUAUCCAGUUGAUAGGGGAAAACUUAAUAUAACUGGACUAUCCCUUUAAGAAAAUUUUUGAAUAUAUAAAUUGGACAAACCCUUAAAAGGGGUUAUUCAAGACAACAACAACAUCAAAAAAUGCCCCCCAUACGCCGGACCCCCCCACACUGAAUAUACUUACCUGGGU
Bufo bufo (common toad) is the source of this 1860-nucleotide messenger RNA. RefSeq lists its product as uncharacterized. Bases 429 to 1241 code for a protein of 270 amino acids. Lineage: Eukaryota; Metazoa; Chordata; Amphibia; Anura; Bufonidae. The record is from RefSeq and is a predicted model, not a curated record. The transcript is spliced from 7 exons.